This is a messenger RNA of Aspergillus caelatus, 599 nucleotides long. Its product is annotated as killer toxin. The record is from RefSeq and is a predicted model, not a curated record. Gene Ontology annotation, cellular component: extracellular region. NCBI's taxonomy places the organism in Eukaryota, Fungi, Ascomycota, Eurotiomycetes, Eurotiales, Aspergillaceae. Bases 67 to 507 code for a protein of 146 amino acids. The transcript has 2 exons.
CUCUAAUCAUUAUUAUACCCUUAUUACUACUUGUUACCAUUCUAUAAAGAAAUCCAUCCAUCCACCAUGCACACUCCAUCCAUCAUCCAAGGGUUUCUUCUCGCCAUCACCCUGGUGGCCUCCUCCGAAGCCAAGCUCGGAAUCAACUGCCGCGGUUCAGCGAACUGCAACACCUUUGGCAACACCCAGAUGGCCUUCCAGCUCAAACGUGCCAUCGACGGCAUUGACCCCAACCGCUGGUACAACAACGGAGAGCACAUCGCCUGUGUCGGAUCCGGUGCUCGCAUCACCGGCAAUGGUGGAUUCUGUGCGUUCCUACAGAACACUGGUGGUACGAAUGGUGCUGUGAUCAAGAGUUUGGCCCAUUAUAUCCCGGAACAUGGAUGCAAGGUUUGCGGAAGUGUGCCGUAUUUCUAUCCCCAGGGGAAUAACAAUGUGGAUGAUGGGGAGCUUACCUUUAAUUAUGUGGAUAAUGCGUGUACGAAGGAUGAAGCAAAGCUUUGCUGAUAUCCACGUUCAGUGUAUUGAUUAUAUUUUAGAAUGCAAGAAUCGAAAACAAUCCAACGGACGUUCGUGGAUUGACAGAGCCUGUCUUUUAA